GACGCUGUUUGCUCUUCGCGGAAGUUGCGGCCAGUAGCGGAGGAUUCACGAUGCCCUUGCUGGUUUGAUGUUGAGAAAACGUGGAUUAAAAUAUCCAUUGUUGUUUGACGGCGUUGCUUUUUCUAAUUACGCGAUUUGACUGUCAAAAGCAAAAAUGCCUCUUCUGAAGUACUCCCCUAAAGUGUGGGAGGCCCUUAAAAUGAAACAGGGCAUCUAUGCUCGUCUCCCGAAGCACUACCUCAAGUCACUUGAACAGAAGGAACCCACACCUGUCCACUGGAGGCCUCUAGGAGUCCAGUACCGAGCCAACCCCAACACGGGGCUGAAGGAACGGGUGCAGGAUGUCCCAGUCCCAAUCUACUACCCUCCAGAGUCCCAGGACGGCCUGUGGGGAGGAGAGGGCUGGAUAUCGGGCUACAGAUAUGCCAACAAUGACAAAAUGUCCACUCGUCUGAGGAAAACUUGGAAACCACAAGUGUUCAAGAGAGAACUUUACAGCGAGAUCCUUGACCACAAGUUCACCAUCCCAGUCACAGCUCGCACUCUGGACCUCAUCGAUGCUGCCUACGGCUUCGACUAUUAUAUCCUCAAAACACCAAAGGAGGACCUCAACUCCAAACUGGGGAUGGACCUGAAGAGGGCAAUGCUGCUUCGUUUGGCACGCAAAAACACAGAGCUUUACCCUAAUGACCCCAUUAAACGAGAAAAGGUUUACGAGAAAUACAAGCAGUUUGAGAUCCCAGAAGAAGUGGUAGAGUGGGUUGGUCUAAGUCUGGAGGAGGCUGUGGAGAAACAGCGGCAGCUGGAGCACAAAGAACCUGAAGCUCUGUUUAAGGUCUGUGUGGAUAAGCUGGUGGAGGAGCUGCACAUGAAGAAACUGUUGGAGCCACACGUCAUAGAGAAGAAGUGAUAUCUUGAACCAUUUGUGUAACUGGAAAAAAUUAUUAGGUUGAACUGUGAAGCUUCUCUGGAUCUGGGGGAGAGUUUGAAUCACCACAUCCUUGUUUCUGAAUGCAACCGGGAAGAGCGCAAAGGUGAAAGUGACAGAAGAAAUGUUGGUUUAAUACUUAUUUAUCCUAUUUCACUUAUGGAUUAUUCCUCUUUGCAUUUAACAGCCUUGCAUAAGGAAGUUCAGGAAUUAAGGGGAAAAACCUCCAAUGGUGUAAAUAUUCCCUGAGCAGCUCUGAUAUGAGGCACAUGUAUAAAAAAUAAAAGAUUCCUUUUCUCUUAAAA
Molecule: messenger RNA, 1233 nt
Organism: Neolamprologus brichardi
Lineage: Eukaryota; Metazoa; Chordata; Actinopteri; Cichliformes; Cichlidae
Gene: mrpl28
Product: mitochondrial ribosomal protein L28
Cellular component (GO): mitochondrial large ribosomal subunit
Molecular function (GO): structural constituent of ribosome
Source: RefSeq, a predicted model, not a curated record